CCCCGCGCCCCGCCCCGCCCCGGCCCCGCCGGCCCGUCCCCCACCCCCCCACUUCCUCCGGCCUCCAGCUCUCACUUCCUUCUUGAGCCCAGAGCCGCCGCCGCCGCCCCCAGCUCCCCCGUCGCGGGGAGGGCACCAGGUUACUACUUCCAGUGGAGUCCAGAAGAGGGAGGAGGCAUUGCCUCCACUCAGGCAGCUUUACACACAAUGCAGAGCAUCAAGUGUGUGGUGGUGGGUGAUGGGGCUGUGGGCAAGACAUGCCUUCUCAUCUGCUAUACAACUAAUGCCUUCCCCAAGGAAUACAUCCCCACUGUGUUCGACAAUUACAGCGCCCAGAGUGCAGUUGAUGGGCGCACAGUGAACCUGAACCUGUGGGACACUGCGGGCCAGGAGGAAUAUGACCGCCUCCGCACCCUUUCCUACCCUCAGACCAAUGUCUUUGUCAUCUGUUUCUCCAUUGCCAGUCCACCCUCCUAUGAAAAUGUGAGGCACAAGUGGCAUCCAGAGGUGUGUCACCACUGCCCUGAUGUGCCUAUCCUCCUGGUGGGCACCAAGAAGGACCUGAGAGCCCAGCCUGAUACUCUACGGCGCCUCAAGGAGCAGGGUCAAGCACCCAUCACACCGCAGCAGGGCCAGGCACUGGCCAAGCAGAUCCACGCUGUGCGCUACCUCGAGUGCUCAGCACUGCAGCAGGACGGCGUCAAGGAGGUGUUUGCUGAGGCUGUCCGGGCAGUGCUCAACCCAACACCGAUAAAGCGUGGGCGGUCCUGCAUCCUCUUGUGACCCUGGCACUCAGCUUGGAGCCUACCCCUGUCCCCCCACCAGUUGUGCCUUGGCGCCUUGUCUGCUCCCAGCUGUGCCUUAAGGACUAAUUCUGGCACCCCUUGCCAGGGGACUCCCUGAAUGCCUUUUAUUCCUUAAGAAGGUACACAGGGAAAAGGGCUUUGGGCCCCGCCCCACUCUGCUUGGGAAUACCAAGUAUUCCAUGAGUUCACCUAAGCCAGGUUGACCUUUCCAAGAGGCCAACCCAGUGCUGCCUUCCAUUUCCUGCUACUGACCAGUUCAUCCAGCUUUCCAUAAAGUUGUUGCUGCCUAUUGUGGUGCCUCCUCUCAGGUUAAGGGCUCUAACCUCUCUGCCUUUGCUCUUGGAGUAGGCUCUCCAAGAUAUUCUUUCCCUCCCCCAAGGGAAGAGCCACAGAACCCUGAGAAGAAAAAUGUCCUAACCUGCCCCAUAUGCCCAGGCCUUAUGUGUCUGCUGACUGACUCAGGCCCCGUGCUCCUGGGGGCCUUUCCUACCCCCAUCAGCAUCAAUAAAACCUCCUGUCUCCAGUG
Messenger RNA from Phodopus roborovskii (desert hamster), 1332 nucleotides. RefSeq names its product ras homolog family member G (gene Rhog). The transcript is spliced from 2 exons. Lineage: Eukaryota; Metazoa; Chordata; Mammalia; Rodentia; Cricetidae. Gene Ontology annotation, biological process: regulation of cell shape; establishment or maintenance of cell polarity; regulation of actin cytoskeleton organization. The coding region runs from base 208 to 783 and encodes 191 amino acids. The record is from RefSeq and is a predicted model, not a curated record. Gene Ontology annotation, molecular function: GTPase activity; protein kinase binding; GTP binding. Gene Ontology annotation, cellular component: plasma membrane; cytoplasmic vesicle; cytoskeleton.